UUUUCUAAAAUAAAACUCUAUCUUCUCCCCCCUCAUUCCCUCAUCAUCUUCAAAAACCUUAUCAAAUAAAGCCACCGGCGAUGGCGACGAUUGCAGCCGCCGUAGCGGCGGCUUCCUCCGCCUUCACCUCUCUCCACCUCACUCGCGCAACUCCCUACACGCGCCGCCACAUUCACACUCUCAUCACAUCCUCACUCUCCUCUUCCUCCUCAACUGAAUUCAACAUAUCCUUCGCUCCUCCAAAACCAAAACCCAAUAAACCAGAACCCUCACUUCCCAUAAACCCUAAUUCCAGCUCGGACAUAGCCGAACUCGGUGAUCAAUUCUAUAUCCCCUGGAUUGUUCGUGAUGAAAAAGGUAACCUCACUCUCCAAUCGACUCCUCCGGCGCGUCUACUCCACGACAUGGCUAAUGCUAGCACAAGUAAGAAGAAUAAUAAGAAGAGCAAACAGAUUGCUGCUAAAGCCGCGACGGUGGGUCCUACAUCCGAGCCUAAGUAUUCAAAAGCAGCUCGCCGGUUUUAUAAUGAGAACUUUAGAGACCCUCCCCAACGCCUCAGUAAAGUCCUUGCUGCUUCCGGAGUGGCAUCCAGACGGAGCAGUGAAGAGCUGAUUUUUCAAGGUCGGGUUACUGUGAAUGGUUCUGUUUGCAAAACUCCACAGACUAAAGUAGAUCCAGCUAGAGAUGUAAUUUAUGUCAACGGAAAUCGUCUUCCGAAGAAAUUGCCUUCAAAGGUCUAUCUUGCACUAAACAAGCCAAAAGGGUACAUAUGCUCAUCCGGGGAGAAAGAAACUAAGUCAGUCAUUUCCCUUUUUGAUGAUUUUAUAAAGAGUUGGGAUAAAAGGCAUCCUGGACAACCAAAACCUCGGCUCUUUACAGUAGGUCGACUUGAUGUUGCCACGACUGGCUUGAUUAUUGUGACUAAUGAUGGGGAGUUCGCGCACCAGAUUUCACAUCCUUCGUCUAAUUUGUCAAAGGA
This is a messenger RNA of Nicotiana tabacum (common tobacco), 979 nucleotides long. Lineage: Eukaryota; Viridiplantae; Streptophyta; Magnoliopsida; Solanales; Solanaceae. The record is from RefSeq and is a predicted model, not a curated record.